Molecule: messenger RNA, 2416 nt
Organism: Podarcis muralis (Common wall lizard)
Lineage: Eukaryota; Metazoa; Chordata; Lepidosauria; Squamata; Lacertidae
Gene: BCAS4
Product: breast carcinoma amplified sequence 4
Cellular component (GO): BLOC-1 complex
Source: RefSeq, a predicted model, not a curated record
GCAAAAUCGAGGGCGAUGAGGGGCGCCGCCGCCGCCGCUCUCCCCCUUUGGGCGGGAGGAGCAACAGUUCCGCGCCGCCGCCGCCAGGGGGCGCCCCGAGCUCGCCCCGCGGCCCCAGGAAAAAGGGAGCCGCUUCGGAUCCGGCCGACGGCGCUUGGCUGCGGCGGGGUUCCCGAGCCGGGGCCGGAGAAGCCGUUACCCGCGGCCUCCGGGCCCAGUCGACUGCCGGCGACCGCCAUGAGCGCCGCGGCGGCCUCGGAGCGGGGGGAAGCCUCGGCCUCGUCGACGACCUUGUCCCCCUCAGCUGAGGCGGGAGGCGGCCACGGGGAGCCCCAGCUGAGGGCGGAGGAGGCGGCGGCGGAAGAAGAGGAGCGCGAGGCUCGGCAGUUCGCCCUCUACCUGGCCCCUGAGGCGGGGCGAGAGGGGCGCGAGGAGGUGAAAGAAAUAGAGGAGUCUAUAGAAGAGAUGUUAAUAAGACUGGAUGAGUUCUGUGGCAUGACUGAUCUGAUUAGAAGCAAUACAUCCCAACUCUUGGAUGAGGCAAUUCCACUAAUUAAAGCCAAGGUGAUAGAAAUGAACAGCAUCUAUACCAAAGUGGAUAAGCUAGAGGCAUUUGUGAAAAUGGCAGGACACCAUGUCUCUUUCCUAGAAGAACAAGUCCUUGAGGCGGAGAAGGCUCAUGCCAUCUUUCCCUACACUGUGCAGAAGCUGUUUGGCUCAGUAGCUACACCUUCAUUUAAAAAACUAAUCUUUUCAAUGAGAGAUCAACCAUGCAGAAACAUGCCACAGCUUCGCAGCACACUUACAGCCUGCCAGAACUCUACAGAACUGAAGAUUAUUUUCCUAUCAAAUAUAUAGGCAGCAAGUACCAGAACCACUAAGGCUGCAUUUAAUCGUCUCUAGCAUUUGAGAGAACUUGAUCUGAACAGCUACAGGGAUAGAGUAAAAUAGAUGUUAGACCAAAGAAGGGAAGAGUGGUAAUAUUUCUGCCUUUUUAUCUUUCCCAUGAGGGAGGAAUUAAUCCCCAGAUUUGCUGGUUUUGAAGUAUUGAUGGUCCUUGCGCUAUGACAAAAACUUUAUACAGUCUUGUUGCUUUGCUUCCAUUUGGCAUUUGAGACAGGUUUAUGUAAACAAAGCAGGAAUAGCACAUUUAAGAUGUCAAAAUUGGAUGAAACUUACUUACCUUAAGUACCAUGGAUUGCAGCAAGAAGCUAUUUUCCUACUCUGUGCCUAACUGCUACAAUCUUUCAUUUAUACCAAGGCUGUUGCAGUGUAGAAAUACUAUUUUGAAAGUUGCCUAAUAAAGUGGCACAAUCUUACUUACCUCCCCCCUUCCAACUAGCACAUCUAUUCAAAAUUCUUCUGAAAUGUAACUUGAAUGGUUUAGUUCUGGAAAAUGCUUGUUAUUGAACCAGAGCAUGUUCAAAACAAGCAAAUUAAAAUACGCAAUGCGCACUAAAGAGACCAUUGCAUCCAGUGUCUUAUUUUUGAGGCAUGAACCUUUGGUUACAAGCUCAACCACAAAGGUAUAAGCGAUCAGAAGCAGUACUUAUAAGCCAUACGAGGCAGACUCCCCCAUAUGAAACAGGGUACUGCUCAUAUACAGGGCAAGGUGAGGCUGCCUCAGGCAGAAUCCACACGACAGCAGAUCCCAGUGUAGAUCUCUAUUCCUGAUACAGAUCUUUACUUCACCCUUCCUCCUGGCAGACAGGGGGGCACCAUUUUGAGGUUUGCCUCAGCUGCCAAGAUGUCUUGGGCCAGCUCUCCAUUAAAUGCGAUUUUAAAGCAUUUUCUGACCCCUCUAUACAAAGUACUUCACUAAAAGGCAUGAAAUGAAUUAACACUUUUUAACAAAGGCAGUUGAUCAGCACAUGGACUUUGUGUGUAUGGUUCUGCCUCUACUGAAAUGAAUGGCACUUCUGGGAUGCCUAAAUUCUGUCAUGCAGCUAAGAACAAGCUGUGUAUCUGUAUUUAUACAGUGUAUGUACACAACUGUUGCUGCAGAUGUUGCGAUUACAGGAGCUCAUACUUUAGGAUCUUCCAGCUCUUUCCAUUGGUUUUGCUCACAACAGCAAUGGACUGUUUAGAACAUUUAAGACAUGUACAACUAACGAUGCACAUUGACACAACUAUUACUAAUUUCUGGAGAUGUAGAUUUUAGACUACAGAAGUAAACGACUGUAUCCUUUCGAGUGAAUUGAUCAAUACUGAAAGCUAUAUUAAAAAUAUAUGAUCAGACUGCUGCAGUCUAUUGAUUUUCAUGAAUGCAAUAUAAAAUGAAAGCAAUCUUGCUCAUCCAAGGUUACCCAAGAGGGCUCACAAAAAUGUCUUUAGAAUCAUGUUGCCUACAUCUGGCGGAACACCUGGUUUCUUAUUAUACUAUCAUGUGCACAAAAUAAAAAACCUAGUGUGAAAA